GCGUCCAAAAAAAAAUCGAUAAGAUUUAUCACCUCAUAAAGUCCAUAGGGUUGCAACCAGCUGUUUCACCAUCACACUCAUACUUGCACUCACACAUCUUCAAAUACAGCCGGCAAUUCCUCCACUCAACCAGCGUGCGCGCGUUCAGUUCAGAGAGAAAUCCAACCACAGUUGCCCCUCAUCAUAAAAACCAAUCAGUUAUUCGCGCAAACAUAGUCCAUAGUGCAAGUAGUACUUCAGCAGUUGCUCCGUGUUGAUAAGUUCCUUUUGAACCUCUUCAGAUAUGCUGCACCUGUCCUAUCGGCUAGUUUCGCGAGGCUUGAAGCACCAUCCCUGCUGUAAUCUCCGAACUUCCAGGUUUAACCAGCUCAGUACCGUCGGAUACGGCUGGCUGGCUGCAACAACGGCCCAAGCGGACCACAAUCAGGUCAUUCGGGGCAUCUGCUGCUCGGCUGAUCAUCAACCACGGGCAAUCAGAAUGAGUUCGAGGAGUGCUAGUACGAAGCCGGGCGGUUGUGGUCCGAUUCGGAUACACAGCUUGACGAAGAAUCUGCACUUUUACAGCGGAUCGAGCAGGAAGUGGGACAAGGAUGCGAAGACGUUACGGUUGAGUGAACCGCUGGAGAAGCCUUUGGUUCUGCUGCUGUGCUGGCUGCAGGCUUCGGAGAAGCAUUUGCGCAAGUUUGCCGAAUUCUACCAGGAACAGGGCUUUGAAGUGUUGGUGGCGCAUAUUACGCCGUGGCAGUUGAUGUGGCCGGUGUACGGAUCGCAAGCUGUGGCUGCGGAUAUAGUAAAGUUCCUGAAGAACAACACACUCGAGCGGGGCGUUGUUCUGCACGGAUUCUCCGUCGGAGGGUAUUUGUGGGGAGAGUGUCUUGUGAGGUUGGACCAGGAUGAAGACGGCAAGGCUACGCUGGACAAGAUCAAGGGUCAGAUCUGGGACAGUGCGGCAGACAUUACGGAGAUCCCGGUUGGAGUACCGCACGCCGUGCUACCAAAGAACCCAACCCUGCAAGGUGCCCUGCGAAGUUACAUCACCUACCACUUGAAGCUGUUCCACGAGGAAGCCACCCAGUAUUAUGAAAAGUGUAACCGGCUGUAUUUUUACGAGCCAGCUCGUUGUCCCGCGCUGCUGCUAGUCUCCAAAACCGACCCUGUUGGGACGGAAGCCGCUAAUCGGCGCCUGAUGGCCACCUGGGACUCGGUGGGCGUAAAGACCACCAUCAAGUGCUGGGACCGGUCGCCGCACGUGGGACACUUCCACCGGCACCGGGACGAGUACAUCGAGCAGGUGCUGAACCACCUCGGCUCGCUGGACAUUGCAGGUUACACGGCGCCAAAGGCGAAGCUGUAA
Messenger RNA from Culex pipiens pallens (northern house mosquito), 1354 nucleotides. RefSeq lists its product as uncharacterized. The record is from RefSeq and is a predicted model, not a curated record. NCBI's taxonomy places the organism in Eukaryota, Metazoa, Arthropoda, Insecta, Diptera, Culicidae. The coding region runs from base 284 to 1354 and encodes 356 amino acids. The transcript has 3 exons. Gene Ontology annotation, molecular function: serine hydrolase activity.